AUGCAUAUAAAGCAGGAGCGGCGGGCAGAGGGCACCUGCCGCGGGACCGGGCCCCUCCCGCCGCUCCGCACCGUUCCUGCCGAGGCGGCGGUGACCCCGAGCUCUGCUGCCAUGUGGCCGCUGGGGAGCCCCGUGGCGGUGUCGGCCGGCGAGGCGCUGCUGGCGGCCGCCGCCUUGUGCGCGGUGCUGCUGCUGCUGGUGCAGCGGCUGCGGGCGGCCGUGCCCGCGGGGCUGCGGCGGCCGCCGGGCCCGCGGGGCUUUCCCGUGCUGGGCAACGUGCUGGAGCUGCGCACGGACGCGCACCUGGCGCUGACGCGGCUGAGCCGGCGCUACGGGGACGUGAUGGAGGUGCGCAUCGGGACACGGCCCGUGCUGGUGCUCAGCGGGCUGGACACCAUCCGCCAAGCGCUGGUCAAGCAAGGAGAGGACUUCAUGGGGCGACCCGACCUCCACAGCUUUCGCUACAUCUCCAACGGGCAGAGCCUGGCGUUCAGCCCCGACUCCGGGGAGGUGUGGAAAGCGCGCAGGAGGCUGGCCCAGAGCGCCCUGAAGAGCUUCUCCACCGCGCCCAGCCCCACGUCGUCCUGCGGCUGCCUGCUGGAGGAGCACGUCUCCAAGGAGGCCGAGUACCUGGUCACCAAGUUCCUGCAGGUCAUGGAGGAGCACAAGAGCUUUGACCUCAACCAGUACCUGGUGGUGUCGGUGGCCAACGUCAUCUGUGCCAUGUGCUUUGGCAAGCGCUACGAGCACGAGGACCAGGAGCUGCUCAGGGUGGUGAACCUGGGCAAGGAGUUUGGGGAGGUGGCUGGGGGCAGCCACCCCGCCGACUUCAUCCCCCUGCUCCGCUACCUGCCCAGCCGCACCCUGGAGGCCUUCAAGGACAUCAACCGGCGCUUCAACACCUUCGUGCAGAAAAUUGUGCAGGAGCAUUACAGCACCUUUGACAAGGGUCACAUCCGGGACAUCACGGACUCGCUGAUUCAGCACUGCCAGGAGAACAGUGCUGGGGAGGAUGCCCACGUGAAGCUCUCCGACGAGAAGAUCAUCCACAUCGUCAACGACCUCUUUGGGGCAGGCUUUGACACCGUAACCACAGCCCUGUCCUGGAGCCUCAUGUACGUUGCCUUGUACCCCGACGUCCAGAAAAAGAUCCACGAGGAGCUGGACCGCACCAUCGGCCGCGAGCGGCGGCCGCGCCUCUCGGACCGGGGCACGCUGCCCUACACGGAGGCCUUCAUCCUGGAGAUGUUCAGGCAUUCUUCCUUCAUGCCCUUCACCAUCCCUCACAGCACAACAAAAGCAACAGUGUUGAAUGGCUACUACAUCCCCAAGGACACCUGCGUGUUCAUCAACCAGUGGCAAGUGAACCACGAUGAGGCGCUGUGGAAGGAGCCCUCAGCCUUCAGGCCCGAGCGGUUCCUGAGCGCCUCAGGGACGGAGCUGAACCGCGCCGAGGGUGAGAAGGUUCUGGCCUUCGGGCUGGGCCGGCGCCGCUGCCUCGGCGAGACCAUCGGCCGCUGGGAGAUCUUCCUCUUCCUCACCACGCUGCUGCAGCAGCUGCACUUCAGCCUGCGGCCCGGGGAGCCGGUGGACAUCACCCCAGAGUAUGGACUGACCAUGAAGUACAAGAAGUGUGAGGCCUUCCAGAUCCGGCAGCGGUUCCCUGAGAAGAGCUCUCUGUGA
Messenger RNA from Melospiza georgiana, 1683 nucleotides. RefSeq names its product cytochrome P450 1A4-like. The transcript has 7 exons. The record is from RefSeq and is a predicted model, not a curated record. NCBI's taxonomy places the organism in Eukaryota, Metazoa, Chordata, Aves, Passeriformes, Passerellidae. Gene Ontology annotation, molecular function: steroid 17-alpha-monooxygenase activity; heme binding; oxidoreductase activity, acting on paired donors, with incorporation or reduction of molecular oxygen, reduced flavin or flavoprotein as one donor, and incorporation of one atom of oxygen. Bases 1 to 1683 code for a protein of 560 amino acids. Gene Ontology annotation, biological process: progesterone metabolic process; hormone biosynthetic process.